Messenger RNA from Eruca vesicaria subsp. sativa (arugula), 1484 nucleotides. The record is from the annotation of a GenBank genome assembly. Lineage: Eukaryota; Viridiplantae; Streptophyta; Magnoliopsida; Brassicales; Brassicaceae.
AACGGACCCCAUCAUCAUUUACCCACUUUCUCCCCCAAAUUUAUAUUCUCUCUUAUCUCUCUCUCUCUCUUUCAUAAUUCAAUCGAAAACCUCACCGAUCAAAACAUAAACUUUCUGAGAUUUGAUCAUUUGGGUCUCCCUAAAAAUCCCACCUUUUGAUCUUUCACCUCAUGGGCAACAUCACCAGCAGCGGCGGCGACGGUAGACGCCGUAGAACACGGCGGAGCAACACCCUUCCAACGACAACCCCUCAACCACCACCACCACCUCCUUCUCUUCCACCACCACAACCUGAAAUCCAACCUAACCGCAUCGUCUUCGCCGCCGCAACACCGUAUCCAAACCCUAAUUACCAAUACCCUGGCUACUACCCUCCUCCUCCUCCUCCAGGAACCAUGCCGGUUCCGUACAACCACCACCACCACUACCCUCCUCCUUAUCACCACCCUUACGGAAGAUACCCUUACGGUGGACCCAUGAUGCCUCCACAGCUUCCCUGCGUCGAACAUCAGAAAGCCGUGACCAUUCGUAACGACGUUAACCUAAAAAAGGAGACUUUAAAGCUCGAACCCGACCCGGAUAACCCGGGUCGGGUCCUCGUCUCCUUCACGUUUGAUGCAACUGUCUCCGGAAGGAUCACAGUCAUUUUCUUUGCUAAAGAAACAGAACAAUGCGUCCUCACAGCUACAAAGGAAGACACUUUACCACCAAUCACAAUGGAUUUCGAGAAAGGGCUUGGUCAGAAGUUUAAACAGCCUCCCGGUUCCGGUAUAGAUUUGUCGGUUUUCGAAGAUACUGAGCUGUUUAAAGCGGUGGCUGCGGAGACAGAUGUGUAUCCUUUAGCGGUUAAGGCGGAAGCAGUUACUUUAGAAGGAGAAGAGAGUGUGGAGGAGUGUAAGAAUGCGCAGAUUACACAAGCGGUUUAUGAGAAGGAGAAAGGAGAGGUUAAGAUAAGAGUGGUGAAGCAGAUACUAUGGGUUAAUGGAACUAGGUAUGAGUUGCAGGAGAUUUAUGGGAUUGGGAAUACUGUUGGUGGUGAUGAUGGUGAGGGUGAUGAUGAUGGUAAUGAUCCGGGGAAAGAGUGUGUUAUUUGUUUGUCUGAGCCACGUGACACGACUGUUCUUCCUUGUCGACACAUGUGUAUGUGCAGUGGAUGUGCUAAGGUGUUGAGGUUUCAGACAAAUCGAUGUCCGAUUUGUAGGCAACCUGUUGAAAGACUUUUGGAGAUACAAGUUCAUGGUAAUAGUGGAAGUGGGAACAAUACUGAGCAAGGAGGAACAGGUGAACAAGAGUAGACAAUCACGGAUAGAAUGGACUAUCUUCCAUGGACCAUUUAUUAUAUGUAUGCAAUGUUUGAUCCAUGUGUUAACAUGUUAACAAUAAAAACGUCCUGAUGAUUGUCAAUUUAUAAUAUAGAAGUUUCAAAGUCUUUUUGAUUCAUAAUCACUAUCCUUCAGUAUUAUUGGAUACAAUAACAAACAGGC